AUGCGAAAUCCAUUCGGAUUGGACUUUGAGGAUGUCGAUCGAGACUCCGAACCCGCCCAGGAGUUCGAGGCCCCCGAACAGCACGUCCAUCAGCAUCAUGAGCAACAGCAGCGACAACUCGGCCUCGAUUUCCGCCCAAAGCAGGUAGAUGAUGGGGAUCGUUCUCUGCUGCAGAACGAGGACAAUAUACCCGGCGACUUGAAGCAUCGUUUUAUUGGCACCAUUGAUCAGGGCACGACGAGUACUCGAUUCAUUAUCUUCGACAGCACAGGUGUCCCGAUCGCCCAGUACCAAAUAGAAUUCCGUCAAAUUCACGAGCAUCCAGGAUGGCACGAACACGACCCUAAUGAAUUAGCCGAGUCGGUCUAUAUCUGUAUCGAGGAAGCCAUGAAGACUUUCCAUGCCCUCGGCUACUCCACAACCGACAUCGAAACCAUUGGCAUUACCAACCAACGGGAAACAGUGUUGGUCUGGGACUGGGAGACAGGCGAGCCUCUGCACAAUGCAAUCACCUGGACCGACACCCGUACCGCCAAUUUGGUCCGCGAGCUCAAGGAAAAUCCCGGUGCUAAUGAGCUCGUCAACAUAUGCGGAUUGCCUCUUUCCACAAAUCCUUCCUCGGUCACGCUACGAUGGAUGCUUGAUCACCUUCCCAUUGUUAGAUCAGCCUACGAUGACGGCCGGGCCGCAUUUGGUACCGUUGAUACCUGGCUCAUUUAUAACCUGAACGGUGGCCUCAAAAGCAAGCGUUUGGUCACCGAUGUGACCAAUGCCUCGCGGACCAUGUUUAUGAACCUCGAAACGCUCCAAUAUGACGAUCGGCUUUUAAAGUUUUUCGACAUCGACCGGAACAAAAUUCGUCUCCCGGAAAUUUUUCCAUCGGCCGAUCCAGAGGGUUUCGGUGAAGUCGCUGAUGGACCGUUGGAGGGUGUUCGCAUUACCAGCUGUCUGGGUGACCAGGCUUCAGCCUUGGUCGGCCACUGCGCCUUCACCCCUGGAAUGGCUAAGAACACAUAUGGCACUGGAUGCUUCCUCCUCUACAACGUGGGCGAUAAGCCUGUAAUUUCAAAACACGGUCUGCUGGGCUCCGUGGGCUUCCAAUUGGGUCGGGAUCGCAAGCCGGUUUAUGUCUUGGAAGGCAGUGUGGCCGUGGCUGGCAGUGGUGUCUCCUUCCUAAUGAACAAUUUGGGGUUUUUCCGCGAUUCGCGCAAGGUUAGCGAUUUGGCUGCCAGUGUACCUGAUAAUGGAGGCUGCGUUUUUGUGACUGCGUUCAGUGGUCUGUUCGCUCCAUACUGGAUCGACGAUGCCCAAGGCACUAUCUGGGGAAUUACCGCCCACACACAAAAAGGGCACAUUGCCCGCGCGACCAUGGAAGCGGCUUGCUUCCAAACAAAAGCCAUCCUCGACGCUAUGGCAAUGGACAGCGGCAAGAGUUUGACGAAACUAGCCGUUGACGGCGGCAUGAGCAAUUCCAACAUUUGCAUGCAGACCCAAGCCGAUAUUAUUCAGAUCCCCGUUGAACGCCCCUCGAUGCACGAAACCACUGCCCUCGGCGCCGCAAUAGCUGCAGGCUUCGCUAUCGACAUUUGGAAGGAUUUCUCCGAACUUGAGCAUAUGAAUCGCGCUAACCGUGCCUCCUUCGGCCCAUCAAUUGGCCCCAAAGCCGGCGGCCGCAUGUAUCAAAAGUGGUCCAAGGCAGUGAAAAUGUCGCGCGGCUGGAGGGAGUUCAAUGAACCGAGAGAAGGCGAGGACACCGACGACGAAUAA
Molecule: messenger RNA, 1767 nt
Organism: Penicillium brevicompactum
Lineage: Eukaryota; Fungi; Ascomycota; Eurotiomycetes; Eurotiales; Aspergillaceae
Product: glycerol kinase
Exons: 4
Coding region: 1-1767 (588 amino acids)
Biological process (GO): glycerol metabolic process; glycerol-3-phosphate biosynthetic process; triglyceride metabolic process
Cellular component (GO): mitochondrion
Molecular function (GO): glycerol kinase activity
Source: RefSeq, a predicted model, not a curated record